Molecule: messenger RNA, 336 nt
Organism: Letharia columbiana
Lineage: Eukaryota; Fungi; Ascomycota; Lecanoromycetes; Lecanorales; Parmeliaceae
Exons: 3
Coding region: 1-336 (111 amino acids)
Source: RefSeq, a predicted model, not a curated record
AUGGUGGAAAGGUCCCUUGCGGUCGUCAAGAGGGGCGUCAUCUGCUCAAUAGAUGCCGGCAAUGAGACCUCCGGUCGAUACCCUGAAGCUCCUAAGAUCGCCCGGGACAAAGACCUGGCCAGCGUUGAGGCUGCCAUGGCGUACCUCGGUAUUCGAAAUCCUGGAGACUGGCCUGAGACCCCAAGGCUCUAUCCGAUCAUCGAGCAGCACAUCUUGGAGCGCAAAGGUCCGAUGCGAAGAGGGGAGAUCCUGGGGGCUAUCCUGGCGAGUCUCGCUGCAGAGGCUAAGGUUCUCCAUGCUCUGGUAAAAGGUCUCGUGGAGGAUCUGAAACGAUGA